Molecule: messenger RNA, 1515 nt
Organism: Desarmillaria tabescens
Lineage: Eukaryota; Fungi; Basidiomycota; Agaricomycetes; Agaricales; Physalacriaceae
Product: kinase-like domain-containing protein
Exons: 7
Coding region: 1-1515 (504 amino acids)
Biological process (GO): peptidyl-serine phosphorylation; spliceosomal complex assembly; regulation of mRNA processing
Cellular component (GO): cytoplasm; nucleus
Molecular function (GO): protein serine/threonine kinase activity; ATP binding
Source: RefSeq, a predicted model, not a curated record
AUGGCUCCACAGCAGUCUCCGGCCAAAUAUUCAUAUGUUGUUACUUCUGCUGGCCCUAAAAUCCUACCCGUAGAGGAGCCCUUUUGCAAGGAUGAGGAGAGCCCAGCAGAUUACAACGCAGGAGGAUAUCUACCCGUCAAGCUUAGCGACAGCUUUAAGAAUAAUAGAUACAAGGUUGUAAGGAAACUCGGAUGGGGUCAUUUUUCGACUGUAUGGCUCGUAAAGGACACUCAUCUUCACCGUCACUCGGCUCUCAAGGUCGUCAAGUCUGCUGGACGAUAUGCGGAGACAGCGAGAGACGAGAUUAAACUCCUUUCUCGGGUCGCUUCGUUUUCACCAGCACACCCAGGCCGCCAGCACAUUGUCUCUUUUCUUGACUCAUUCACUCACCAAGGACCCGAGGCCUCUCAUAUAUGCAUCGUAUUCGAGCCUCUUGGCGAGAACCUGUUGGCGUUGAUAGAACGUAACAAGAAGCACGGAGUGCCGCGGGCACUAGUCAAGGUCAUCGCCAAGCAGACUUUACUUGGUCUCCAGUAUCUUCAUGAUGAAUGCGACUUGGUACAUACCGACAUCAAGCCGGAGAAUAUUCUAAUUUCCAUUCCCGACAUUGAAGCCCACAUCUCCACCGAGUUAUCUUUGUCACCAUCACCGACCUCUCGUCGGGUCGGCGUCCCUCUACCGUCCAAUAUCCGCUCGGGUCUUGCCAUACGGAAUCAACGGUCUACCCGUCGCUCCGUUCAGAUAUUUGACUCUCAGCCUCUCUCAAGUCCUUCUCGGAGCGCUGGCAUCCAUGGAUCGAGCAUGAGCUUUGGCGCACUAAACAGUUCCUCUCCCGCUGCGCCACCCCCAACACCCAGUUCUCCAACUUCUCUUUCCACUCAGAUUCCUUCACCGCCGCCUCGCAGAGAAACAUCCCAAGCCCCUCAGCCUAUGGACAUUCCUUCAGUGCACCCAUCUGGUGCGCCUCCUCUUCCGCCACCAUUAUCAAUAAAGAUUGCGGAUUUAGGAAAUGCCACACCGUCCAAGAAGCACUAUACAGAGGAUAUACAGACACGGCAAUACAGAGCUCCAGAGGCGAUUCUUGGUCGGAAAGAUUGGGAUGUCACUGCUGAUAUAUGGAGCGUAGCUUGUGUGGUCUUUGAGCUUCUGACGGCUGAAUAUCUCUUUGAUCCUCAGGGUCAAGGCGAGUUGUUUACCAAGGACGAUGAUCAUAUGGCUCAAAUUAUCGAGCUCCUUGGCGAUUUUUCUAUAGAGGCAAAGAUGGGCGGCAAGUAUAGUCGCGAGCUGUUCGAUCAUACAGGUGCAUUACGAUAUAUCAGGUCUUUGAAGCCAUGGCCGUUAAAGCGUGUCAUGAUGGAGAAAUAUCUUUAUACAGAUCGGGACGCCACAAUCCUAUGUGAUUUCCUUGAGCCUAUGCUGGUCAUUGACAUGAAGCAGCGUAGUCAUGCCAGGGAUAUGAUAGACCAUCGAUGGUUAGAUGUUGUAGAGGGUGACGAGGUUGCUGGGUCUUGGUGA